AUUGUGUUUUGAUCAACACUCGCAUCAUGCCUGAACCAGCGAAGUCUGCUCCUAAGAAGGGCUCCAAGAAAGCGGUCACUAAGACCGCGGCUAAAGGAGGAAAGAAGCGCAGAAAGUCCAGGAAGGAGAGCUACGCUAUCUACGUCUACAAAGUGCUGAAGCAGGUCCAUCCUGACACCGGGAUCUCUUCCAAGGCGAUGGGGAUCAUGAACUCUUUCGUCAACGACAUCUUCGAGCGCAUCGCCGGUGAGUCGUCUCGUCUCGCUCACUACAACAAGCGCUCCACCAUCACCUCGAGAGAGAUCCAGACCGCCGUGCGUCUGCUGCUGCCCGGAGAGCUGGCCAAACACGCCGUGUCUGAGGGCACCAAGGCCGUCACCAAGUACACCAGCUCCAAGUGAAGCGUGAUCUGACUCCCGACAACCCCAACGGCUCUUUUAAGAGCCACCCAUUCUUUCAGUUAAAGAGUUUUAUGUACAGUUGUUUGUGGUGAGUUAAGUCUAUAAAUCCAGAACUAUACUUAACAACUUAACUCUCCAGGAAAAAAACGGGUUAAGACAUGCUACAAGGAUUUAAGUAACGUUAAUGUCCAAUGUCCUUUUUGCAGGUCUUCAAGCCAGUUCUAUCAAACCUUUACAAUUAAUCCAGAACGCAGCAGCUACAUCAAUUUUUAAUGAGCCGAAAAGAAU
Molecule: messenger RNA, 689 nt
Organism: Carassius auratus (goldfish)
Lineage: Eukaryota; Metazoa; Chordata; Actinopteri; Cypriniformes; Cyprinidae
Product: histone H2B
Exons: 1
Coding region: 27-401 (124 amino acids)
Cellular component (GO): nucleosome
Molecular function (GO): protein heterodimerization activity; structural constituent of chromatin; DNA binding
Source: RefSeq, a predicted model, not a curated record